GGUACAAAAUCUGGAUUCAAUUGUACGUGUCGCAGACCGUGAUCUGCCGGUUGUGAAUACAAGAGGUGAUGUCCUAUUUAACUCGUGGAAGGGUAUAUUCAAUGGUCAAGGUGGCUUCUUUUCACAAGCGCCACGUAUCUACAGUUUCAGCGGCAAAAAUGUUUUGACAGAUCCUUUAUGGCCCCAAAAACAUGUCUGGCAUGGUUCGUUACCCAAUGGCGAACGUUCGAUUGACACAUAUUGCGAUGCCUGGCAUAGUGGAGCAAGAGAUAAAAUUGGCUUUGCCAGCAAUUUACUGGGCAACAAAUUAUUGGAUCAGGAGCGACUAACGUGCGAUAGUAAAUUAAUAGUACUUUGUGUAGAAGCACUAUCACAGGACCGGCGGAAAAAACGAGAUUUGAGUGACAGUGAUCAAGAUUUUCAUACGGCCGAGGAAUAUGAAGAACAUCUACGAAAUGUACUAACUUGA
Molecule: messenger RNA, 469 nt
Organism: Musca vetustissima
Lineage: Eukaryota; Metazoa; Arthropoda; Insecta; Diptera; Muscidae
Gene: Mp
Product: collagen alpha-1(XV) chain
Exons: 3
Source: RefSeq, a predicted model, not a curated record